This is a messenger RNA of Apodemus sylvaticus (European woodmouse), 2546 nucleotides long. RefSeq names its product DEAD-box helicase 17 (gene Ddx17). The transcript is spliced from 13 exons. The record is from RefSeq and is a predicted model, not a curated record. Gene Ontology annotation, molecular function: RNA binding; ATP binding; RNA helicase activity. The coding region runs from base 458 to 2416 and encodes 652 amino acids. Lineage: Eukaryota; Metazoa; Chordata; Mammalia; Rodentia; Muridae. Gene Ontology annotation, biological process: alternative mRNA splicing, via spliceosome. Gene Ontology annotation, cellular component: nucleus; ribonucleoprotein complex; cytoplasm.
UGGACCGACAAGAGCACCCAUCUCCGUCACCGACGUAAAACGAUUCCUAGAAUAUCUGUAGCGUCGCGCGGAGCCCUCCAGACGCUGUUUACGUAGCGUCUCGGCCGUGCGUAGCGUUAAAGUUGGAGCAGUCUCAGCGGCCGCCGCCAUUUUGUGCAGUUGCUGGGACGGAAAGGAGACGCCUAAACCGUGGCACCGCCCGGUUUGAGCGUGACCAGACCUCCCAACUGUACUAACAACCCCGAUUCUCUGAGUUUUGCUCCCGUCUCCGACGAGAGAGGCGGCGACGGUGGCGUCUGCGACGGGAGACAGCGCGUCGGAGCGAGACAGCGCCGCGCCUGCCGCCGCCCCAACAGCGGAGGCGCCGCCGCCAUCGGUCAUCACUAGACCAGAGCCGCAAGCCCUCCCGAGCUCAGUCAUCCGUGCCCCGCUCCCAGAUCUUUAUCCGUUUGGGACCAUGCGCGGAGGCGGCUUUGGGGAUCGGGACCGUGAUAGGGACCGUGGAGGGUUUGGAGCAAGAGGUGGCAGUGGGCUUCCCCCGAAGAAGUUUGGUAAUCCUGGGGAGCGUUUACGAAAAAAGAAGUGGGAUUUGAGUGAACUCCCCAAGUUUGAGAAGAAUUUUUAUGUCGAGCAUCCAGAAGUAGCAAGACUCACUCCGUAUGAGGUGGAUGAGCUGCGUCGCAAGAAAGAGAUCACAGUGAGGGGCGGAGAUGUCUGUCCAAAGCCUGUCUUUGCCUUCCACCAUGCUAACUUUCCACAGUACGUAAUGGAUGUGCUGAUGGAUCAGCACUUUACAGAACCAACGCCCAUCCAGUGCCAGGGGUUUCCUUUGGCUCUUAGCGGCAGAGAUAUGGUUGGCAUUGCACAGACUGGCUCUGGAAAGACAUUGGCGUAUUUGCUGCCUGCGAUUGUUCAUAUAAACCACCAACCAUACUUGGAAAGAGGAGACGGCCCAAUUUGUCUAGUGCUGGCUCCCACCAGAGAGCUGGCACAGCAGGUGCAGCAGGUGGCCGACGAUUACGGGAAAUGCUCUAGGUUGAAGAGUACAUGCAUUUACGGAGGUGCUCCUAAAGGUCCCCAGAUUCGGGACUUGGAAAGAGGUGUUGAGAUUUGCAUAGCCACUCCUGGCCGCCUAAUAGAUUUCCUGGAGUCAGGAAAGACAAACCUUCGACGAUGUACUUACCUUGUGUUGGAUGAAGCUGACCGGAUGCUUGAUAUGGGCUUUGAGCCACAGAUCCGUAAAAUUGUUGACCAAAUCAGGCCUGACCGGCAGACACUGAUGUGGAGUGCAACCUGGCCGAAGGAAGUAAGGCAGCUUGCAGAGGAUUUCCUGCGUGACUACACCCAGAUCAAUGUGGGCAAUCUGGAGCUGAGUGCCAACCACAACAUCCUUCAGAUUGUGGAUGUCUGUAUGGAGAGUGAAAAAGAUCACAAAUUGAUCCAGCUGAUGGAAGAAAUCAUGGCAGAAAAGGAAAAUAAAACUAUAAUAUUUGUGGAGACAAAGAGGCGCUGUGAUGACCUCACCCGAAGGAUGCGCAGAGAUGGUUGGCCCGCUAUGUGUAUCCAUGGAGACAAGAGUCAACCAGAAAGAGAUUGGGUACUUAAUGAGUUCCGAUCUGGAAAGGCUCCUAUUCUCAUUGCCACGGAUGUAGCCUCCCGUGGGCUAGAUGUGGAAGAUGUCAAGUUUGUCAUCAACUACGAUUAUCCAAACAGCUCAGAGGACUAUGUUCAUCGUAUUGGCCGAACGGCCCGCAGCACCAACAAGGGCACUGCCUAUACUUUCUUUACCCCCGGCAACCUGAAGCAGGCUAGAGAGCUGAUCAAAGUAUUGGAAGAGGCCAAUCAGGCCAUCAAUCCAAAAUUGAUGCAGCUCGUGGACCACAGAGGUGGCGGCGGAGGAGGGGGUAAGGGAGGCCGCUCACGAUACCGGACUACUUCUUCAGCCAACAAUCCCAAUCUGAUGUAUCAGGAUGAGUGUGACCGGAGGCUUCGAGGGGUCAAGGAUGGUGGCCGUAGAGAUUCUACAAGCUACAGGGAUCGUAGUGAAACCGAUAGAGCCAGUUAUGCUAAUGGCAGUGGCUAUGGAAGCCCGAAUUCUGCCUUUGGGGCACAAGCAGGCCAAUACACGUAUGCUCAAGGCACCUAUGGGGCAGCUGCCUAUGGCACCAGUGGCUAUACGGCCCAGGAGUAUGCUGCUGGCACUUACGGGGCUAGCAGCACUGCCUCAGCCGGGAGGAGCGCCCAGAGCUCCAGCCAGCAGUUUAGUGGGAUAGGCCGAUCCGGGCAGCAGCCGCAGCCACUGAUGUCACAGCAGUUUGCACAGCCUCCAGGAGCCACCAAUAUGAUAGGCUACAUGGGGCAGACUGCUUACCAGUACCCUCCCCCUCCCCCUCCCCCUCCGCCAUCUCGUAAAUGAAACUGCUUGGCGGGAGUGACUCGUGCAGAUGAAUUACAUCUAAAGGAACACCAUCUCUUACCCUUCUAGACCUUUUCAUUUUUAUUUUUUCUUUUCCCAACCAUUAUGGUUUAUCUUUUUUUUUUUUUAA